Populus nigra (black poplar) is the source of this 1350-nucleotide messenger RNA. RefSeq names its product homeobox-leucine zipper protein HOX3-like. Gene Ontology annotation, molecular function: DNA-binding transcription factor activity, RNA polymerase II-specific; sequence-specific DNA binding. Gene Ontology annotation, biological process: regulation of DNA-templated transcription. The record is from RefSeq and is a predicted model, not a curated record. The coding region runs from base 490 to 1188 and encodes 232 amino acids. The transcript is spliced from 4 exons. Lineage: Eukaryota; Viridiplantae; Streptophyta; Magnoliopsida; Malpighiales; Salicaceae.
GUCGAUCAAGGUGGGCUUUGCCAUGUAAUGGUGUAUGCAGCAGGGCUCAGAGCACCAGUCUAGGCUCCCAAUCAUUUCAACAGCUGACAUUUGAACCGACAACAAGACUCUACCCCUCCAAUCACUUAAACAGAAAACCUGCCGGUUAUUCUCCUACACCCAAUUCCUCUAUUCAGUCUACCACGUGUCGCGAAUCAGAUGGGUCGGACUUUUUGACUUGACGACCACAGUCAAAAACCCUAGCCCAAGAAAAACCAAAGGGAGCAAUUAAAACAAAACCAAUCUUUCAAUUUCUCCUUUUCUUUUUCGUCUUCGCUAGUAUUCAUUUGACCUUCGGAGCUCACCUUUACCUCUUCCACCUUUUCAUAUUCUGCUUUGUCUCCUCCAUUUUGUUUUGUUUUAAUUCUCUUCCUCCCUCUUUCUUUAACCUUUUCUCUCUUAUAAAAUCAGCCUUUUUCUUCCUCUCCCUUCUUGUGUGCUUUCUUUCCUAUGGCGGUUUCACCCUCAAGCAUUUCUAGCUUGGAGUUGACCAUAUCUAUGCCUGGCUUCUCUUCUCCUCCUCCUUUUCCUUCAUCUGAGGUUUGUGCUGUGAAAGAUUUGGACAUAAACCAACUACCAUCAGGAACAGGAGAAGAAGAAUGGAUCACUGCGGGCGUGGAAGAUGAAGAGGAAAGCACUAAUGGAGGCCCCCCUCGCAAAAAACUCCGUCUCUCUAAGGAACAGUCUCGCCUUCUUGAAGAAAGUUUCAGGCAACACCACACCUUAAACCCUAGACAAAAAGAAGCAUUAGCUUUGCAAUUGAAGCUGAGGCCUAGACAAGUUGAGGUGUGGUUUCAAAACCGGAGGGCCAGGAGCAAGCUUAAGCAGACAGAGAUGGAGUGUGAGUAUUUGAAGAGAUGGUUUGGUUCAUUAACCGAGCAAAACAGAAGGUUGCAAAGAGAAGUAGAGGAGCUUAGGGCAUUAAAGGUGGGUCCACCAACCGUGAUGUCUCCUCACAGUUGUGAACCUCUUCCAGCAUCCACCCUUACUAUGUGUCCAAGUUGUGAGCGUGUGACAACCACCGGCUUGGACAAGGGCUCCACCAAAACCACCACCACUGCUGUGGCCACCCCAACAACAGCCGCCACCUUGUCCUCUAAAGUUGGGACACCCGCACUCCAAUCUCGGCAAUCUUCUGCGGCUUGUUAGUCAGCUAUAAUGAUCAUUGAUUACUUUGAUAUGAACGAAUAUAGGUUAGAGAAAUGUUCAUACUAGUUUACACCAAAUGUAUGAGAUAGGUACUAGGGUAUCUGGUAUCUAAUCUACAUGGAUAAUUAGUUUACUUGUUAAUUAGCACUUUCAUCUUUUUAA